Messenger RNA from Morchella sextelata, 1521 nucleotides. RefSeq lists its product as uncharacterized. Gene Ontology annotation, molecular function: phosphatidylinositol binding. The record is from RefSeq and is a predicted model, not a curated record. The transcript has 2 exons. Gene Ontology annotation, cellular component: phagophore assembly site. Bases 1 to 1521 code for a protein of 506 amino acids. Lineage: Eukaryota; Fungi; Ascomycota; Pezizomycetes; Pezizales; Morchellaceae. Gene Ontology annotation, biological process: cytoplasm to vacuole targeting by the Cvt pathway; autophagy.
AUGGAUGCUUUCGACGACGUGCAAUGGAGGAGCGGCACCGAUGAUGACACAGACAACUCACGGCCCGCUACGUCUCACUCCGAAGACUAUGCCCAACAUACACUACACGAUGACGACGACGACGACGACAUGGCACCACAGGCCGGACCCAACGCUGAUGCCGUAGAUCUAGCUGGCGUAGGCGACGAAAAACUCAUCACAACUGUUGGGGACCCACAGACAGUGCACGACGGGACCAAGGAUGCAUUUGUUUCCUAUCUUGUCACGACCGACACCGACUUCAAGACCUUCCAACGCCACCACAUUACUGUCCGCCGGCGUUUCACGGACUUUGUCUUCCUGUACAAGGCGCUCUCGCGGGAGUUUCCGCAAUGCGCCGUCCCGCCGCUGCCGGACAAACACAAAAUGGGUGCGCUCAUCUCCAAGACCUUCCAAGCCACCGCUCCUCGCGCCGCGCCCACUGACUAUCUCCCAGAGUACGUCCGAGGGGACCGAUUUGGCCCUGACUUUACCUCGCGCAGAGCACACUCGCUGCACCGCUUCCUGAAGCGCCUCACGCAGCACCCCGAGCUCCGCAGAACGCCGCUGCUGUUUAUCUUUCUAGAGACGCCGGAUUGGAAUGCUCACAUGCGGAAGAGGCCCGCGAAGGGUGCUCCGGCCAGUGCUAAUGAUCAAGUUGGUGUGUUUGAGGGGUUGACAGACACAUUCUUGAAUGCUUUCAGCAAGGUGCAUAAGCCCGACCGGCGCUUCAUUGAGGUAAGAGAGCGCGCAGACAAGCUAGAUGAGGACCUCGGCCAUGUCGAAAAGAUCAUUACCCGUGUGGUCCGCCGCGAGGCCGAUUUGGAAUCAGACUACGCGGACCUAUCGAAGGAGUUCUUGAAGCUGGUGGACCUCGAGCCGGAGCUGGCGGGGCCCAUCGCGGUAUUUGCAGAUGCGGUGCAAGCGACAAGUACGGGAUUGAAGACGUUGAAGGAACACACGGAUCAGGACUACCUCGGCUCACUUAGGGACAUGGAAAGCUACAUCGUUGCUCUAAAGUCUCUUCUCAAGACCCGGGAGCAGAAGCAGCUCGACUACGAAGCGCUGACAGACUACCUCACCCGCGCCGCCGGGGAGCGAGACCAGAUUGCCUCUGCGCCCUCGGGAACCACGGGGCUAAGCGGGCCAACAGGAUUCCUGCGGUCCAAGAUCGAAGAUGUCCGCGGCGUGGACCACGAACAGAGCCGGCGCGACCGGAUACGGAAGCUCGAGAUGAAGAUUGAGGAGCUGACGCGGGAGAGCGAGAACGCGCGGAACGUGACGGAGAUGUUUGACGAGGAAGUGGUCAAGGAGGUGGCCAACUUUGAGAGGAUCAAGAGCAACGAAAUGAAGGAUACGCUGGGAGGGCUGGCGGCGGCGAAUGUGGACUUUUAUAAGGGCAUGAUUGAGACGUGGGAGCGGAUGCUGAUGGAGGUGGAGAACGAUGUGGUGGAGCAUGAGCAGCAGCAGCAGCAGCAGCACCACCGUGCGGUCUCGCCAUAG